Molecule: messenger RNA, 559 nt
Organism: Nomia melanderi (Alkali bee)
Lineage: Eukaryota; Metazoa; Arthropoda; Insecta; Hymenoptera; Halictidae
Source: RefSeq, a predicted model, not a curated record
GCGAAUUCUGAGAUCGAUUAAUCAGUUCGUCUCCGAACCUACGAGAGAAACAACAAUGGCGCUGACCGAGAAGUUAAUCAUCCUUGCAGUGAUUUCGGUCGCGAUCGUUAACGGUCUCCCGAAACCAUUCGAAGAUGAUGAUGAUUCCUUAGAGAGAUACGGCGGUGGUGGUGGCCAUGGCGGUGGUGGUGGCCACGGAGGAGGGGCCGGACACGCUCACAGUUUCGCCCAUUUCCAUGGCCCCGUGGAAGGGCCAGGCCAAGAAAUCUCGUUCCACGAUAAACACGGACAUCACCAGGUCGACUAUGUUGCCCAUCCGAAAUACGAGUUCUCGUACGGCGUCGACGACCAUCACACCCACGACCAUCACGGGCAAAAGGAGCACAGGGAUGGCAAGAAGGUGGCAGGUGAAUACACCCUGAAGGAACCAGGCGGCAACGUGAGGGUAGUGAAGUACCACGCCGACCCGCACGGAGGAUUUUUCGCGUACGUUCACAAUUCCAACGGUAACAAUCACGAGGGUGGCACAUAUGGUGGUCACGGCCACGGACAUCAUUAA